Saccharomycopsis crataegensis is the source of this 2805-nucleotide messenger RNA. RefSeq names its product Boi2 protein. Gene Ontology annotation, cellular component: recycling endosome; trans-Golgi network; early endosome. The record is from RefSeq and is a predicted model, not a curated record. Gene Ontology annotation, molecular function: protein binding. The transcript has a single exon. The coding region runs from base 1 to 2805 and encodes 934 amino acids. Lineage: Eukaryota; Fungi; Ascomycota; Saccharomycetes; Ascoideales; Saccharomycopsidaceae. Gene Ontology annotation, biological process: endosome organization; receptor recycling; retrograde transport, endosome to Golgi.
AUGUCCAUUUUUGAACCCCAGUUUGCCCAGGCAAUCAAAGAGUUCAAUGCCCGUUUGGGUGACGAGCUUUCAAUAAAGCCAGGCGAUACUAUUGAGAUCAUCGCCGAUGAUCGUGAAUUCAAUGAUGGUUGGUAUAUGGGUAAAAACUUGAACUCCAACAUGGCAGGUUUAUACCCCAAAUCAUUUACCAAGCCUGCUCAAAACCCAAAUAACCGAGAGCUACAUCGCAAGCAGUCAAAUGAUUCGAGUUUAUUGCGCUCAAGGCUGAGAAAUAGACAAUCUUUAUCAUCGCCUUUGAAUUCGCCGAUUCCAUCAGCGUCUCCCCAAUCGCAUUUUAAUAACAGCAACCAAAAUUUCAACGGCGGCAGUACACGGUCAAGCACUUCUUCAAGACUCUCUUCUCCAAACAUCAAUAAAUAUAACAACUCGGUCAACAGCUCUCAGAAUAACAAUAUUACCGGGUUGAUAAAUAACCAAAGAUCGAAUAGUGGCAAAUUCAGUAGUUUUGACGAAGAACAUGUUAAACAGUCAUCAUCUGGAAAUCAUCGCAGCAGUCAUUCGUCGGUGAUCAGGACUAUGUCAGAAAUUGAUCAAGCUUUGGAAGAUUUCAGACCAAAUGAAUAUGAGGAGGAUAAUUUAUCGCAAAAGUCGUAUGGCAACCAAAAUUUUGCUUCCAAGCUGAUUCUUGAUUGGGACUCGCAGGACGUUGGUGAUUAUUUCAAGUCGCUUAAUUACAAUACUGAAGCAGUGCAGUUUCAAAGACAUAAAAUUACCGGGAAUAUUUUACUUGAACUAGAACUUGCGUAUCUAAAAGAAUUGGAUAUUGGUCCUUUUGGUACUCGAUUUGAAAUUUUUAAAAUCAUUGAAAAUUUGAAGAACAAAGUGAAUAAUGGUACUCCAAUACUUGAACCUCGACAAAUGAAUAGCCGAGCGGCGUCAAAAAGAGUAUCAGGGACCGGAAUAACGAUUAAAAAUACAAAGCAACCAUUUGACAAGCCGAACCCCGUGGUCCAGCAACAACCUCCGGCAGCGAACAAUUAUGCCAAUGAAUAUGCUGCGCUUGCUGCCCCGGACGUGAGUGAUUACAAGAUUGGUGAUGGUUAUACCAUGGAUAAUCCGUACCUCAAUUUGUCUACCGAUAAUUUUUCUGGGUCUGAACCUGUUUCAACUCAACCGCAACAUGAAGAUAAAGAAGAAGAAGAACAACAACAACAACAAGAAGAUAAUUAUUCGAUGUCAAGCAAUAGUGAACUUAUGCCGUCAAUCCCAGUCCAGGAUUCGAAAUCGGUUAUCAGCAAUGACGCGCCUUCUAGUAUCGCUGACCAGAGAAAAUCUAUUCAGCAGAAACCUGGCUACGCUAAUAAUAACGUUGCUACUUCGCCCCCUACCAGUGGUAGUCAAGUUUCAAAAUACAACUUAAGCUCGGCAGGGUCUCCAGUAUUUCUGCAGGCCCAGCAACAGCUGCAGUCUGAGGAGCGUCAGUUUUCGCCUGUUCGUAAAGCACCUCUUCCUCCAGGAGGAAGCUCUCCACCAAAACUGAAGCAAAGUACUACGGAAAUUUACAGUAACUCUUCACCUUCGACUCCUAAUGCUAGUCGCAAUAACUCUAGCAAGCUUGGAUAUAUUCCGUUCAGUGCUGGGUCAAGAAUUCCUGAUUCUCCGAUUUUCCAACCACCGGAAGAAGAAUUUAGCAAAUUGAAUUUGAUCAAUGAGCAGCAAGAAGAAUUGUCUACUAAUAGCAGUACGUCGUCAUCGACGGCGGCAAUAAACCAACCAAUUUCGUCGCCGAAAUAUCGUUCUGCUAGUGCGAAUGAAGCCAGCUCCAAAUCGCCAACCGCGAAACACAAUUUCAAUCCAAAACGAGCCGUAUCAUCGGCAGUUGAUUCUAGGCCACCGCUUGAUAACUCGGUGGGCAGUAGCGAGUCGAGUUUUAAAGUGAAUCAAGUUCGUAAUGCCCAAACCUCCAAAGUGGUGAAGAAGACCAAAAAGCAAACGUCGGCGUUCCAAGAAGGGAUCAAUCGUGUUACUCCAGAAAUGUCGGCGAAAACUGCCGAACAUUCUGGGUGGAUGUCGAAGAAAUCUAGUUCGACGGUUGGUACUUGGAAGCAGCGGUUUUUCACCCUUCAUGGUACGAGACUUUCUUAUUUUGGGAAUUUGAAAGACACCAAAGAAAAGGGGCUUAUUGAUAUCACUGCCCACCGGGUGCUUCCAGCUCGUGAAGAUGACAAGCUUGUAUCGCUUUAUGCUGCGACUACUGGGCAAGGGCGUUUUUGUUUUAAGCUUGUGCCUCCGGCACCAGGGUCUAAAAAGGGGUUGACGUUCACUCAACCCAAGGUGCAUUAUUUUGCGGUAGAAACCCGGGAAGAAAUGAGGAAUUGGAUGUCGGCGUUAAUGAAGGCGACCAUCGAUGUUGAUGAGACGGUGCCGACGGUUAGUACCUGUUCCACCCCGACGGUUUCUUUGGCGAAAGCCCAAGAAUUGUUGCUCAAGGCCCGAGAAAAUGCCAAGGCUAGAGAAGAGCAACUUAAAGCGAAAGGGUUCUUGCAACCAGGGGUUAAUCCUAAUAAUGUUGAGAGUAGUAGUACUACUCCAUUGAGUUCGCCACCGAUUGCUGGAGACCAGAUCACUUCGCCGAAUUUGGAAAUAAUGGGGAUGGUUGAUAACAAUAGAGGGACGUUAUCAUCGUCUGAAAGUUCUAUGUUUGGAGGAGGUGGGGCAGGGGAUGGUAAUAAUAAUGGGAUGAUGGUUUCUCCAAAACCUGAAGAAGGGCGUUCGACGAAAUUUGGAAGAUUUCUUAAGUCAUGA